Molecule: messenger RNA, 2918 nt
Organism: Toxotes jaculatrix (banded archerfish)
Lineage: Eukaryota; Metazoa; Chordata; Actinopteri; Toxotidae
Product: mitotic spindle positioning
Exons: 5
Coding region: 483-2747 (754 amino acids)
Source: RefSeq, a predicted model, not a curated record
UUAAUGAUCAAAUCAUGUUUUUAAAGGUUUUAAUAUCAGUUUCUAAAAAAACAAAAACAUGUUCCAGUUAAAGUUUCACUAAGUGAAAUGUUUUAAACAACAAUCAGAAAAAAUCUUUUACCAUGAUCAGUUUGCUGAUGAAGGAGAGCAGUGAAAGUUCGAGGAGCUGGAACAGCAAAGAGCCGUCGCUCGUUAAACGUAUGGAAAUCGAUUAAAGGUUUCAGCUCCACUUUAAGUCAUUUACUGUCUGUGACUUUAAGCUUUAACCAGCUUCAGCUUUUAUUAACUCUUCACAUGUUUUAUAUGUAAAAUUCUUAAUCUGGAAGUAACAGAAAAUACUCCUACGAAAACUACGAGGACCUGAGAGACUCUCAGCAGCUGAUCGUCAGGAUGCUCUAACUCUUAACAGCUUUCAAACAUCGAGCUCUGUCCAUCGUCUUCCCCCAUCAGAACGUGGAUCUCCAGCAGCGCCUCCUUCAGCCAUGGACAGCACCCCGAGGAGGUGGGUGCUGAAGCCCCUGUCCCCCUUACUUCAGCCCUCAGACCUGCGGACCAUUGCGGGUCCUGCCCGAGCUGACAGCCCUGACCCGGACAAUCCGGUCUUCGCUUCAGACAGCAUCUCCGUCUCUCGCAGCCAUUCGUCUGUGACUGUCUCCUCCCAGCGGGGCGAUGGGUCACCAGAUGUUGUGGUUCAGGCCCGGCAGGUCACAGUGUCCCAGGACAGAGGGAGCAUCAGCGAUGAGUGGCAUCCCAGCAGCCCGAGCAACCCCAGCAGCCCCAGUAGCAGCUUGGGCUCUCACUGUGGCUUCUAUUCCUUUGUGGAGGAUCCAGAGAGUCCCGAGGCCGAGCUGAACGAAGCCUGGAUGGUCUCACCGCAGAGGCAGGCUCAGCUGGCUACCCUGAAGGAGGAGAAAGGAUUCAAACUACAGACCUACGCCGGCAGCAGGAAGCCAGAGAGCCUGUUCUCAGACAACCAGGAAGACUCUCAGUACAAAGUGGAUCCAAACAAUGGUAUCAAAGUGGUUGGGGAGGAAGAGGAGAAGCAGCUUCGCAAAGAGAUUAUUCACGGCCAAGCACCGAAGAAAAACCCAACUUUCAAAGAUCAACUGACCGCUCUGGAGAAACUAGAUCUAAGCAGAUCGACAAACAAACUGGUAGAAGGUUUCAGUGUAAGCUACAGCCCCGUCAGCCCCAGACCAGAACCCGCUCGCCCUGCUGAACCUGGGACCAUCGACAAGGAACAGAUCAACUUCAGUGCUGCCCGACAACAGUUUCUGAAGAUGGAGCAGGACCGGUUGGUGGCAGUCCUCAAACCUCUGAGGUCCUCAAAAACACACCUGAACUCGUCUCUGGAUCAAGAUCCUUAUGUGUCCUCUUCAAGGCCAGAGGAGACAUUUGACAGAGUAAUGCUGAGUGAAGACACGACUCAGUUUAAACCAUCAGAAGAAAGUGAGACUCGCUCAGAGAGGAAGGUGACAGUGUGCCGGACUGAGGAGAGUCUGAGCAAACAGACCAGUGUGUUUGAUGACCUGGACUCCGGCCUGGAGGAUCUGUCCGUGGAGGUGGGUGGCGGCUACACCAGUGAUGAAGGUGUGUUCAAUGACAAUACUCAACAAGAGGACAGGAGCUGCAGGUCCACAAGUGAGCAUGAGACCCCGAUUGAAAGGGAGAUCCGGUUAGUACAGGAACGCGAGGAGAACCUGCGACGCUCUCGAGGCCUGAAACAAAGCAACAGCAGGGCGGAGAUGGUCGAGAUCAAAAUCAAACGGCCACAGUCACCACUAACUCCCGUCAAAGCCAAAGAAAAGACUCGGGUGAGCUUCAUCAUCCAGCAAGAGGUACAGACGGAUAACCAGAGGAGCCAAGAACCUCAGCAGCGCGGGGGGAUCCUGGGACGAUACAGCCAAGAUCCUCCACAGCAGCCAGACGAUGUAAAGAGCAAGUCUGACCAACAAGACAAGGACGGGAGGGCAGAGGAAAGACCGCUGUCUGAGUCUGGAGAGACAGACGUCUUCUUGUCUCCCUGCUGUCCUCAUCGCCAUUCUGAGGAAACCAAAUUGCACAUCAGUCAAAUGAGUUCAGACUCAGAGGUCCAUGGCUCAAGAGGUUCCCACUGGGAUCGAUGGACCUCUUCAUCCUCCCACUCCUCCCCAGCACUGACACCUCAGCGUGGAACAACCUCGUCCAUGCCUCGGUCCUGGAGGGAAAGUCUGGAGUCCACUGGUCUGCAGUCCAGAGGACAAGGAGCUCCAGAUUUCAUUGAGAAGGAGAUUGAGGAGGCCCUGAGACGUGAGCAAGAACUGAGGGAGUCCAGGGAGAAACUCAAUCAGCAGCUCUUCUCACCAGCUCCUCUCGUGGAACAGGCAACAAGCAUGGCCGUCAGUCAGUUCUACCCACCUGGAAAUACAGAUAAGCCCGUCAGUCUGUCCUCCUCCUCCUCCCCUCGUCCCUUUGUCCGUCUCCCCUCCAUCUCCACUCAGCCCUGGACUGCCCCGUCCCCUCCUCCCUCCUCCUCUGCGGCGGUCCGAUCGGCCCCCCUUCCUGUCAGAGGUCUCACAGAGACUCUGCUGCAGGACUUUGAGGACAGACGAGUCAAGCUGAAGCUGGAGGAGAGCUCUUAUGCAGGAAUCCAGCCAAUCGACGACGUGAACAACGAGGUCGUCGAGUCGACUCGAGUCAUUCGACAUAAAAGCCAGCGAACCCUGCGAUGGGAGGCCAGGGUGUUCGCCAACCAGGAGGACCAGUGAGACCAGCAGGACUAGAUUCAGUGCCAAGACCCGCAGGAGGACUUUGAAAUGGUUUUAAACUGGAACAUCCCAACAUCUCCUCCCCUUGUCCCAUCAGGUGCUGAGAGCAAUGGAAUGGAGAUGAACUGUCUGAUUAGUGUAGAAAUCUGCAGAAAUAAAGAGUCGAACUGA